ACGAGCUGAAUCGCGACUAUCUCCACCGAUCUCUAGCUGCUCUUCCAUCUCAUACGUACAUUCGUCUCUUCCUGCUCCUUUGUGUCCUCUUUCAUCUCAUACAUUCGAACAUUAUGGCCUCCUCUGCUUCGGUUCUGGCCGCGAUGCUCGUCGCCGCCGGCUGCGCCGCGGCGGCCUCGGCGAUGGAGAUGGACUUCUACGUCGGCGAUGCGCAGGGGUGGACGACCGGCGUCAACUACACUGCGUGGGCAAAGGGCAAACAGUUCGAGGCUAACGACACACUCUUAUUCUUCUACGCCAGAAACCAGCACACGGUGACGGAGGUGACCAAGAGCGACUACGACGCCUGCGCCGUGAGCGGCAACCCCAUCAGCAACUUCGGAGGGGGUGCGCUUUUUACGUCAAUAGCCCUCAGCCCAGGCACGCACUACUUCAUCUGCAGAGUCGGCAACCACUGCGCCAGCGGCAUGAAGCUCGCCGUCACCGUCUCCAACUCCAGCGACACCCCCAGGGCGCAGCCCUGGUCCCGGCCUCGCUCCGCGCCGACCGGCGCGUCCACACGCCUGCACGCCGGCGGCGGCGCCGUCGCCGCGGCCGCCGCGGUUGGGGUCCUCGUCAAGCUCGCGCUCUGGUGAUCGGACCGACUCACCGACAUGCAUGUCGAGCGCGGUCGAGCUGCACGCAGAACGUUGGACAGGGUGGAGGCAGUGCAUAAUUCUUGUAACGUUUGUGAUCAGAUUGUUUGAAUUGUUUUGUUCGAUCGUACGAGUGCUAACAAUUAAGUAGUAUUUGUGUAAUUUUUUUUUCUCUCCGUUGAUUCGUGUACCCUCUAGAUAUUACUAUCUGUACAUCUCCGCAUUUUAUAUGUCAUGGUGCUUACUAAGGUCGCAU
Messenger RNA from Oryza brachyantha (malo sina), 891 nucleotides. Its product is annotated as basic blue protein-like. Gene Ontology annotation, cellular component: plasma membrane. Gene Ontology annotation, molecular function: electron transfer activity. The transcript has 2 exons. The record is from RefSeq and is a predicted model, not a curated record. Bases 114 to 635 code for a protein of 173 amino acids. Lineage: Eukaryota; Viridiplantae; Streptophyta; Magnoliopsida; Poales; Poaceae.